ACGGUCAGUCCGCCCCUGGGUUUAAGUCUAGUCUGGGUGACAACCAUAGCUUCCAAUAGUGAAGAAAAAGUGUAGACAUGGAGGGGCAGGAAAUGUUAACCCCUUCCUGCCCAGUCUCUGAGCCCAGCGUCUGUGAGCUCACACCUGUGAUGGUAGGGAUCAGGGUUCAUUUGUUUUCAUACCAGGGGCGGACUGACAACUCAUGGGACCCCUGGGCAAUAGGGGAUCAUGGGGCCCCUGUGUCCUUGCCCAAACUCAAAAAAGCCUAUGAAAAAGGUACCAGGGGCAUCUCAUGGGGCCCC
Messenger RNA from Staurois parvus, 302 nucleotides. Lineage: Eukaryota; Metazoa; Chordata; Amphibia; Anura; Ranidae. The record is from the annotation of a GenBank genome assembly.